AUGCGUAAUCGAAUGGAAAUUUGUCGAAUAAUCGUGCUAACCUCGAUCGUUUGGAUGAUGAUUGACGUUAUUAUGUUGUUUUACUUUCUCGACACAUCUUCUGUAAAGUUUGUUUCUAUUUUUGUUUUUUCUAAAUUUCGAAAAAAUCAGACUUCGUUUGCAAAAGGUGGACCGGGUGAAAUGGGUAGUCCUGUGAAUAUUGAUCCAGCAUUUGAAAAGGAGCGUGCUGAAAAAUUUUUACUCAAUCAGUUCAAUCUUAUGGCAUCAGAUAUGAUUUCUGUCAAUCGUUCUUUACCUGAUUAUCGAUCUUCGAAAUGUCGAGAAUCUUCAUAUCGUUACAAGAAUAUGCAAUUUCCGACCGUUUCAGUUAUUAUUGUUUUUCAUAAUGAAGCUUGGAGUACUCUUCUUCGCACGCUGCAUUCUUUGAUAAACAGAAGUCCUAUAUAUUUAAUAAAAGAGAUUAUCUUAGUGGAUGAUCUUUCAGAUCGGCCUUAUUUAAAAAAGCCCUUGGGCGCAUAUAUUUAUCGGCUACCAGUUGCGGUUAAUUUAAUACAUUUACCUGAGCGUUCAGGCCUCAUUCGCGCUCGAUUAGAAGGUGCAAAAGUCGCUAAAGGAAAGGUUCUAGUAUUUCUCGACGCCCAUGUGGAAACAACCGAAGGAUGGCUUGAACCAUUGCUUAGCCGAAUUCAGGAAGAUAGAAAACGAAUUGUAGCUCCUAUCAUUGACGUGAUUUCAGACGACACUUUCGAAUAUAUUACUGCAUCAGAGUCGACUUGGGGUGGAUUUAAUUGGCAGUUGAAUUUUCGAUGGUACCAGGUGCCAAGUCGUGAAAUGGAACGAAGAAAUCAUGAUCGUGCUUCUCCAAUUCAGACCCCUACAAUCGCUGGAGGUCUUUUUGCUGUAGAUCGUCAAUUUUUUUACGAUAUUGGUUCUUAUGAUGAAGGAAUGGUAGUUUGGGGAGGCGAAAAUCUGGAAAUUUCAUUCAGAGCAUGGAUGUGCGGUGGCAGCUUGGAAAUACAUCCUUGCUCACGAGUCGGUCAUGUAUUUCGAAAACAAACACCAUAUACCUUCCCUGGCGGAACGUCUUAUGUUAUUUAUCAUAAUGCGGCUAGAACUGCUGAAGUUUGGAUGGAUGAAUAUAAAUACUUUUUUUACAAUAUAUCGCCUGCUGCAAGAGGAGUUGAUUUUGGUGAUGUUACUAAAAGGAAGAUUUUGCGUGAAAAUCUCCAGUGCAACUCUUUUCGUUGGUAUCUUGAAAAUAUUUACCCAGAAGCGCCAAUUCCAAAGGAUUUUUUAAGCCUUGGGAAGAUCAUUAAUCCCUUCACCAAAAAAUGCAUGGAAAUUGAUCAUCAAAAGACUUUAAAAGCAAAUCAGUGUCACAACUUUGGUGGAAUGGUUCCUAAUCUUGGAUUUUCAAAAAACGAAAAGUUUUUUCAGGCAAAAAUUCUGAGGCAUCGAUCUUCUAGUAAAUGUUUGGAAAUUAUUGCUUUUGAGAAAAUAGAGCUUGCCGAUUGCGAUUACAAUCGAGAUUUACAGAAAUGGGAGUUAGAAGGACUCAAGUUAUAA
Dracunculus medinensis (Guinea worm) is the source of this 1566-nucleotide messenger RNA. The record is from the annotation of a GenBank genome assembly. NCBI's taxonomy places the organism in Eukaryota, Metazoa, Nematoda, Chromadorea, Rhabditida, Dracunculidae.